Molecule: messenger RNA, 1007 nt
Organism: Dacryopinax primogenitus
Lineage: Eukaryota; Fungi; Basidiomycota; Dacrymycetes; Dacrymycetales; Dacrymycetaceae
Product: aquaporin-like protein
Exons: 6
Coding region: 1-984 (327 amino acids)
Biological process (GO): transmembrane transport
Cellular component (GO): plasma membrane
Molecular function (GO): water channel activity
Source: RefSeq, a predicted model, not a curated record
AUGGACUCGCACACUCUUUUCCGUGACCUCAGGAAUGACCUGAUCGCCGCUUUCCUCGAGUUUAUAGGAACUAUCGUGUUUCUCGUCAUUGGCAUGGGCGGCAUACAAGCCGCAUCAAUGUCUUCCGUGACUGGGGGUGCCGUGCCGGUCAAUCCAGUGCCGUCAGUCGAACACCUGGUCUACAUCGCCGCCUCCAUGGGACUUGGGUUGCUGGUGUCAGCCUGGCUCUUCUUUCGCGUCACAGGUGGCGUUUUCAACCCGGCAGUUUCGACCGCCCUUCUACUUGUCGGCGCCAUCGGUCCCAUUCGCUUCAUCCUUUACUGCCUGGCCCAGAUCUUGGGGGCCAUCGCUGCCUCUGCUAUUCUACUCGGGCUGCUCCCUGGACAGUUGAACGUUACACCCUCCUUAGGGCCGAACGUGAACACUGCACAGGGGGUAUUUAUCGAGAUGUUCCUUACUAGUUUCUUGGUACUUGCCGUCCUGAUGCUAGCAGUCGAAAAAGAUCGUAGUACGGCGUUUGCUCCGAUCGGAAUCGGCAUGACGCUCUUCGCUUGCCACUUGUUCGGAGUAGUGUACACCGGAGCGGGAAUGAACGCUGCCCGAGUUUUUGGCCCGGCCGUCGUGUCGGGCUUUAAUUCGGAUCACUGGGUGUACUGGCUCGGUCCAUUUUUGGGAUCCCUACUUGCGACUUCUCUUUAUGCGUUCUUGAAACAUAUCGAGUACUGGAAACUCAACCCAGGGCAAGAUGUUGACGAUUUCGAUCAAUCGCCACCUGACCCUGUUGCUCGCGUGUGGGCUAUAAAUUGGAAAGGAUUAUGGGACAGCGACGGCUCUUACCACAUCACUUCUGAGCUAACACACGGCCCUCUCAUUCUCACCCAGUCGAACAUGGGAAAUGGGAAAAGGCGUACACCUUCCACGUUGGCUAAUAGCGACAGUAGCGAGGUUGUGGAGAAACAUGCGGGUCGUGUCGAAGAGGUUUAAAUCAAGAAAUCACUGCAGGACAG